This is a messenger RNA of Castor canadensis (American beaver), 1954 nucleotides long. It is a transcript of the gene Net1, whose product is annotated as neuroepithelial cell transforming 1. Gene Ontology annotation, molecular function: guanyl-nucleotide exchange factor activity. The record is from RefSeq and is a predicted model, not a curated record. Gene Ontology annotation, biological process: positive regulation of Rho protein signal transduction; intracellular signal transduction. NCBI's taxonomy places the organism in Eukaryota, Metazoa, Chordata, Mammalia, Rodentia, Castoridae.
CGUCAGCCAGAGGCAUGGGCACAUGGCUGCUGAAGGUGGCUGAGCACGCCAAAGAGCCCGGGCGCCUCCACGGGGCUUCCUGACGGGCUGGCUCACAGUGCAUUAAUUGGAGAGGGCUGAAGGGAUACUUGGUGAAGCAUGGUGGCGCAUGAUGAGAUUGGAGGCCUCCUACCCAUUAAAAGGACUAUCCGGGUCCUAGAUGUUAACAACCAGUCCUUCAGAGAACAAGAGGAACCAAGCAAUAAAAGAGUUCGACCUCUAGCUCGGGUCACAUCCUUGGCAAACUUAAUCUCUCCUGUAAGAAAUGGAGCUGUCAGACGUUUUGGUCAAACAAUACAGUCAUUUACCCUCCGUGGUGACCACCGAUCCCCAGCCUCUGCCCAGAAGUCAUUUAGCAGGUCUACAGUCCCAACACCUACCAAGAGAAGAAGCAGUACACUGUGGUCAGAGAUGUUAGACAUCACUAUGAAGGAGUCUUUAACCACCAGAGAAAUCAAGCGUCAGGAGGCAAUAUAUGAAAUGUCUCGAGGUGAACAGGAUUUAAUUGAGGAUCUCAAGCUUGCAAGAAAGGCCUACCAUGACCCCAUGUUAAAGUUGUCUAUCAUGUCAGAAGAGGAACUCACACACAUAUUUGGUGAUUUGGAUGCUUACAUCCCUCUGCAUGAAGAUUUGUUGGCAAGAAUAGGAGAAGCAACCAAGCCUGAUGGAACAGUGGAGCAGAUUGGGCACAUUCUUGUGAAUUGGUUACCAGGUUUGAAUGCCUACAAAGGCUACUGUAGUAACCAGCUGGCAGCCAAAGCUCUUCUCGAUCAAAAGAAACAAGAUCCAAGAGUCCAAGACUUCCUCCAGCGAUGUCUCGAGUCUCCCUUCAGUCGAAAACUAGAUCUUUGGAGUUUCCUAGAUAUCCCUCGAAGUCGCCUAGUCAAGUACCCUUUACUAUUAAAAGAAAUUCUUAAACACACUCCAAAAGAUCACCCUGAUGUUCAGCUUCUGGAGGAAGCAGUAUUGAUAAUACAAGGAGUUCUUGCUGAUAUCAACUUGAAGAAAGGCGAAUCUGAGUGCCAGUAUUACAUUGACAAACUGGAGUAUCUGGACGAGACAAAGGAUCCUAGAAUUGAAGCAAGUAAAGUGCUAUUGUGCCACGGAGAACUGAAGAAUAAAAAUGGGCAUAAACUUUACAUUUUCCUGUUUCAAGACAUCUUGGUUUUGACCCGGCCUGUUACGCGAAAUGAGCGUCACUCUUACCAGGUUUACCGGCAGCCAAUCCCAGUCCAGGAGCUGGUGCUAGAAGACCUGCAGGAUGGGGAUGUGCGCAUGGGAGGUUCCUUUCGAGGGGCUUUUGGCAACUCUGAUAAAGCUAAAAAUAUCUUUAGAGUCCGCUUCCAAGACCCCUCUCCAGGCCAGUCUCACACUCUACAAGCCAAUGAUGUGUUCCAUAAGCAGCAGUGGUUCAAUUGUAUCCGAACCGCCAUUGCCCCUUUCCAGCAGGCCUCCAGUUCAACAGAGCUUCAGGGUUUGCCAGAACUCCAUGAAGAGUGUGAAGAGAACAACCCCUCUGUCGGGAACAUCAGAGCCCAGAGAAGGGCGUCCAUAGUUUCCACUGUGAUGCAGGUAGAUGGUGAGGAAAGUACAUCAGAAAGUGGCUCCAGGGUCCAGGCAGCAGAAGACACAAAGAGUGUGAAGGCACACCGAACACAGGGCUUCCGAAGAGCAAGGGACAGAGCCCAGUUAGGUGGCAAACGGAAAGAGACUUUGGUGUAAACGAAACUCUGCGUUAAGUGGUGGAAAGACUGUUUAUUUAUAAAUGUGUACAGUUAUUUCUUGUACCAGGAGCAAGGUAGGCUUACUUUGUACUAGUUGUAACAUUUUCAUGGUUUGGGUUAUCCUUUUUUUCUUUUUUCCCCUUUCUAUUUUUUUUUCUUUUUUCUUUUUUUUUUUAAUGGCAGCUAAAGAU